Colletotrichum costaricense is the source of this 507-nucleotide messenger RNA. RefSeq names its product zinc-finger domain-containing protein. The transcript has 3 exons. Gene Ontology annotation, biological process: mitochondrial electron transport, NADH to ubiquinone. The record is from RefSeq and is a predicted model, not a curated record. The coding region runs from base 1 to 507 and encodes 168 amino acids. NCBI's taxonomy places the organism in Eukaryota, Fungi, Ascomycota, Sordariomycetes, Glomerellales, Glomerellaceae.
AUGUUGUCGGCAUCCAGACGAGCAGCGACGAGCGCCCUGUCGCGGCAGCUCCGCGUCGCCUCGAGACCGUUUAGUGUGUCGACGACGGUCCGCACGACCGAGAGACCCGCCGUCGUCGAGAAGAACGAGGCCGCGACGCCCCAGGUCGCCGACAACACCGUCCCCGAGACGGUCGGACAGGCGCCGAACCGGUCGCUUGUCUGGUCGCGCAGCCAAAAGCCCCGCGCCGAGGCCAUGACUGGUCCGCGGUUUGAGCAGACUGAUUUCGCUCUCCAGCCACAACCUCACUCCGCGAUGGAGCUCGUUCACAAGGAGCCCGUCCGGUGGACUCACGCCCGCGUCGUGGCGUGCGAUGGCGGCGGCGGACCGUCUGGUCACCCUAGAAUCUUUAUCAACACUGACAAGCCGGAGAUUUCGAGCUGCAACUACUGCGGUCUUCCUUUUGCCAACGAGCACCACCGCAAGCACCUCGAAUCCCUCCCCGAGACCUCGUACCCCCUCGCAUAG